Molecule: messenger RNA, 739 nt
Organism: Homo sapiens (human)
Lineage: Eukaryota; Metazoa; Chordata; Mammalia; Primates; Hominidae
Gene: PFDN6
Product: prefoldin subunit 6
Exons: 5
Coding region: 261-650 (129 amino acids)
Biological process (GO): protein folding
Cellular component (GO): prefoldin complex
Source: RefSeq, a predicted model, not a curated record
CUUGGUCUGAAGUUUGUCUUUCUUGGGCGGGACAUCCUUGCCCGGCUUGGGGGCUGUCUCCAUCUCGCCCACCCGAACGGCGAUCCACGUGCAAAACUCUUCUCAGCUGCCACACAGUCGGCUUGAAAACUCCCGGAAGCCCUCUGUCCUUCAUCCAAUCAGCAGCGUACCAGGCCAGAUCAGAAAAGGGAGCUCAGGUACCUUCCAGAGAGUGAGACCCAGCGCCCUUGUCUCGCACCCAGUAGGCUUUCAUCCCCGCCAUGGCGGAGCUGAUCCAGAAGAAGCUACAGGGAGAAGUGGAGAAAUAUCAACAGCUACAGAAGGACUUAAGUAAAUCCAUGUCGGGGAGGCAGAAACUUGAAGCACAACUAACAGAAAAUAAUAUCGUGAAAGAGGAACUGGCCCUGCUGGAUGGGUCCAACGUGGUCUUUAAACUUCUGGGUCCGGUGCUAGUCAAACAGGAGCUGGGGGAGGCUCGGGCCACAGUAGGGAAGAGGCUGGACUAUAUCACAGCUGAAAUUAAGCGAUACGAAUCCCAGCUUCGGGAUCUUGAGCGGCAGUCAGAGCAACAGAGGGAGACCCUUGCUCAGCUGCAGCAGGAGUUCCAGCGGGCCCAGGCAGCAAAGGCAGGGGCUCCUGGCAAGGCCUGACCCCAUGGUGGGGGGAGGGGAGGGGAGGGGAGGGAAUGAGGCAGCUCUAGGAUCUAUACUGUAGCUAAUAAAAUGUAAAAACACCUGGC